This is a messenger RNA of Fusarium keratoplasticum, 1062 nucleotides long. Its product is annotated as GFO-IDH-MocA domain-containing protein. Bases 1 to 1062 code for a protein of 353 amino acids. The transcript has a single exon. Gene Ontology annotation, molecular function: nucleotide binding. Lineage: Eukaryota; Fungi; Ascomycota; Sordariomycetes; Hypocreales; Nectriaceae. The record is from RefSeq and is a predicted model, not a curated record.
AUGUCUCAACAAAAGCCAUCCCUUCGCUGGGGAAUCAUUGGAACCGGCCUCAUCUCGUCAUGGUUCGUCGAGGAUCUCUCCCUCCAGCGGGAUAACGCCCGGGCAACACACCAUAUCCAGGCUAUUGGAUCAUCUUCAGUCGAAAAGGGCACAAAGUUCGUCGAGACCAAUCUUCCAAACCAAACUCCUGCUCCUACCGUGUAUGGUAGCUACGAGCAGACAUACAAGGAUCCCAAUGUCGACAUCAUCUACAUCGGAACUCCUCAUGCUUUUCACAAACAAAACUGCCUUGACGCCAUCGCUCAGGGCAAGCAUGUUCUUUGCGAAAAGGCUUUUACCCUCAAUGCUAGAGACGCUAGGGAAGUCUUUGAGGCUGCCAAGCAAAAGGGCGUGUUUGUCAUGGAAGCCAUGUGGACACGCUUCUUCCCGCUGGUCAAGACCCUUCAAAAGCUCGUCCACGAAGAAAAGGUCAUUGGCGAUGUCGUACGCGUGUUUUGCGACUUUGCCAUGAACAUGCACCUCGAAUCUCUGGGUCCUGAAUCACGACUUAAGAACCCUGCCCUUGGAGCCGGAAGCUUGCUAGAUAUUGGCAUAUACAGUUUGACAUGGGGUCUUGUGAGUCUCGACCCUGGAGUUGGUGAGAAGGCGCAGACACCAAAGAUUGCGGCGGCUCAAACACUGGUUGACGGCGUCGACUAUGCAUCUUCAAUCAUUCUGCUGUAUCCAGAUGGAAAGCAGGGAAUUCUCACGUCCAACGUAUCAGUCAAGACUCCCACUGGCUUCUGCCGCAUUGAAGGAACUGGCGGCUACAUUAUCGUCGAGGGUCCGGCAGGCUCUGUACCUGUUUCAUUCACAGUGUAUAAGAACGAAGACACCGAAGGAAAGAAGUAUGAGUUUGAGCGACCGGGCAAGGGCUUCUACUGGGAGGCUGAUUCUGUGGCGGUUGAUAUUGCGGCGGGAAGGACUGAGAGCCAAACCAUGCCUUGGGCCGAGACGGUUCGUGUUCUUGAGAUUUUGGAUGAAGUGAGGAGGCAGGGCGGUGCCAAGUUUCCCCAGGAUUAG